AUGCCGGAGCUGACUGCGAAGGGCCCCGCUACUUCUAAAAAGGGGUUUAAAAAAGCUGUAACUAAGACGCAGAAGAAGGAAGGGAAAAAACGCAAGAAGUCCCGCAAGGAGAGUUAUUCAAUUUACAUCUAUAAGGUGUUGAAGCAGGUGCAUCCUGACACGGGCAUCUCGGCCAAGGCUAUGAGCAUCAUGAAUUCUUUUGUCAACGACAUCUUCGAACGCCUUGCAGCCGAGGCGUCGCGCCUGGCGCACUACAACAAGCGCUCGACCAUCACGUCCUGGGAUAUCCAGACGGCCGUGCGCCUGAUGCUGCCGGGGGAGCUGGCCAAGCACGCCGUGUCCGAGGGCACCAAGGCCGUUACCAAGUACACCACUUCCAAGUAAAUUUAUCCAUCAGUUGAGCUUUAACCCAAAGGCUCUUUUAAGAGCCACUUAACAUUUUUUAGAGGGCUCUAGGUCUUUAAUGGGUUAGUCUAUGUGGAUGUACAUUGUCACUCCUGCCAGAUUAACCAGUAAGUAUAUCACUCGUUUUCAAAUUCAUUUUAACGUUUACAUUCAAGCAAAAUAGGUGAUUUAACCAUAUUUCAACUCUGAACAAGUAAUCCAGUGUGACUCAGUUAUAAUCAUUUACUGUCAAAAGUACUUACAGGAGGUUUUAUUUAGUAAGUUUACAAAUGAGUUGGGUAAAUAUUGGAAGCACGGUUGUUGGUACAAUGAUUAGUGUCUGCCUAGAAGUCUACUGAUGUGGCUCCGCCCGUCUGCCUUCCCACUGGCAGUGAGUUCUGUUCCUUUAUAGCCUCACCAACAUUUGGUCACAUUUUGGAACUCAGCAUUCCUGAAAGAUGCAUGAAACUGUUUUACUUUA
Phyllostomus discolor (pale spear-nosed bat) is the source of this 865-nucleotide messenger RNA. Its product is annotated as histone H2B type 1-A-like. The record is from RefSeq and is a predicted model, not a curated record. Lineage: Eukaryota; Metazoa; Chordata; Mammalia; Chiroptera; Phyllostomidae. Gene Ontology annotation, cellular component: nucleosome. Bases 1 to 384 code for a protein of 127 amino acids. Gene Ontology annotation, molecular function: structural constituent of chromatin; protein heterodimerization activity; DNA binding. The transcript has a single exon.